Harpia harpyja (harpy eagle) is the source of this 4659-nucleotide messenger RNA. It is a transcript of the gene TBC1D30, whose product is annotated as TBC1 domain family member 30. Gene Ontology annotation, cellular component: endoplasmic reticulum. The transcript is spliced from 14 exons. The record is from RefSeq and is a predicted model, not a curated record. The coding region runs from base 739 to 2733 and encodes 664 amino acids. Lineage: Eukaryota; Metazoa; Chordata; Aves; Accipitriformes; Accipitridae.
GGGACCGCGGGUUACCGCCCCAGGGCGGGGCGGGGCCGCCCUCGCCGCCCGUCAGCAGGUGCAGCGCCCCCGCCCUCCCCGCCCGCCGCCGGCCUCUACCACGCCGCGCGGUGCGUGGAGGGGGGGGGGGGCGGAGUGGAGCCGGGCGCGGCACUCCUGCCUGCGGGGGAGCGUCCUGCCGGCCUGGGCCCUCCCGCCCCCCCCGCGCGCCUCGCUGUGGAACGGGCCGAGCCCGGAACUCGGGGCUGCCGGGCGGCUGAGGAAGAUGGAGGCCGCGGAGCCCGGCCCGGGCGGCAGGGCGGGCAGCAGCGCCGACAGCCUGGCCGAGGAGGACGAGGACGAGGAAGGUCCCGGCAGCGGCCGGUCCAGCCGCACCUCGUCGCUGAUGUCGAUGAAUUAACAACUAUAAAACGAGAACUGAAUUACAGAAUUUCUGUUCAAUCAGCAAAGUUGCUUCGUCUUCUGAAGCAGAAGGACAGGCUUGUACAUAAAGUCCAGAAGAACUGCGAUAUCGUCACAGCUUGUUUACAGGCGGUUUCCCAGAAACGACGGGUUGAUACAAAAUUGAAAUUCACUCUUGAACCAUCUUUAGGUCAAAAUGGUUUUCAGCAGUGGCAUGAUGCGCUCAAAGCAGUGGCCAGAUUGCCAACAGGCAUACCGAAAGAAUGGCGGAGAAAGGUUUGGCUGACCCUAGCUGAUCAGUACUUACACAGUAUAGCCAUUGACUGGGAUAAAACCAUGCGUUUCACAUUCAAUGAAAGAAGUAAUCCUGAUGAUGACUCUAUGGGCAUCCAGAUAGUAAAGGACCUUCACCGAACGGGUUGCAGUUCUUACUGUGGCCAGGAGGCAGAGCAAGAUCGAGUGGUAUUAAAACGUGUUUUGCUGGCUUAUGCCAGGUGGAAUAAAUCUGUUGGCUAUUGUCAAGGAUUUAACAUACUAGCUGCACUUAUUCUGGAAGUAAUGGAGGGCAAUGAAGGGGAUGCCCUGAAAAUCAUGAUUUACCUAAUUGAUAAGGUGCUUCCUGAUAGCUAUUUUGUCAAUAAUCUCCGUGCUCUCUCUGUGGAUAUGGCUGUUUUCCGAGAUCUUCUACGAAUGAAGCUUCCUGAACUGUCCCAGCACUUAGACACCCUGCAACGAGCUGCUAACAGAGAAAGUGGAGGAGGCUAUGAACCCCCACUUACAAAUGUCUUCACAAUGCAGUGGUUUCUGACCCUCUUUGCCACUUGCCUGCCUAACCAUACGGUUCUGAAGAUCUGGGAUUCAGUAUUCUUUGAAGGCUCUGAAAUUAUACUGAGAGUAGCUUUGGCUAUCUGGGCAAAGUUGGGAGAGCAAAUAGAGUGUUGUGAAACUGCAGAUGAGUUUUACAGUACCAUGGGCAAGCUGACCCAGGAGAUGCUGGAAGACAGUCUGAUUGACAGCAAUGAACUCAUGCAGACUGUUUAUACCAUGGCUCAGUUUCCCUUCCCACAACUGGCAGAAUUAAGGGAGAAAUACACGUACAACAUUACUCCUUUCCCUGCAGCAGUGAAAUCAACUUCACUUUCGGGAAGGCUAGGCAGAACCAGAGACAGUGAUGAGGAGAAUGACCUAGAUGAUGAAGACUCAAUUGCCAAUGCAAUUGGCUGUCUUGGACCAUUAAGCGGGUUUUUGGCACCAGAGCUCCAAAAAUACCAAAAACAAAUGAAAGAUCAGAAUGAAGAACAAAGUCUGGGUUCCAGUAACAUUGCAGAAUUAAGUCCAGGAGCAAUAGACUCUUGCCGAAGCGAGUAUCACGCUGCUUUUAACAGCAUGAUGAUGGAGCGUAUGACCACUGAUAUUAAUGCACUAAAAAAGCAAUAUUCCAGGAUAAAGAAGAAGCAGCAACAGCAGGUUCACCAUGUGUAUAUCAGAGCAGGAUCUGAAGGUGACGACCCUGGGAUUCUUUUAGGUCCCAGGGACCAGCUGAACAAUGACAAAGGGCCAGUUACCAGCCUCCUCCCUUCUCAGGUAAACCAUUCCCCAGUGAUAAACCACCUCCUUUUAGGAAAGAAGAUGAAAUUGAAUAACAGGUCUCUCAAAAACGCUGUUAUUCACAUCCCAAGUCAUGCUACAGGGAAGAUGUCUCCCAUUCCCCAAGAAGAUCUUAAAGCAAAACUGAACUCUCCAUGGCGCACUCACAUACGAGUUCAUCGAAAGAAUAUUGCUAGGGCCAAAGGCCAGCUGGGCUAUGGGGAUACUGUAGGACUAAUAGAUGAGCAGAGCGAGAGCUGUAAAACAAAUAGUCCUGGUGCAAAGGAGGAGACUUCCAAACAUUCUGACUCUGGAGAAAGAGAAGGAGGUGGUUUGGAUGACAGGACUACUCGAAAAGCUGACCGGCAGUCAUCUGAGCCAGUCUCUAUGGACAGCAGUACAAACAUGUCAGUGGUUCAGCUAAAACUGGAAGCGCUGGAACUUGCCUCGGAUAACAAAACCAAUGCUGAGUCAACAUCCCAUCAGUCCAGCCAGCCAUGUUUAUCAGAGUCCUCCAGUUCAUCCAGCGACAGUGGAAACCUGGCUAAAUCUCCCCAGCCUGGGAACCUGAAGCCACAAGUCUUCAAUCCUUUUCCCAGCGUCAAGCCUCUUCGAAAGUCAGCUACAGCCAGGAAUUUAGGGCUGUAUGGCCCCACUGAAAGAACGCCAACUGUACACUUCCCACAGAUGAGCAGAAGUUUCAGUAAGUCUGCCAGUGGCAACAGUGGGACCAGGAAACGAUGAUGUACUUACUACCUGGCACUUUCUAUUUCUGAGAGCAACAAAAAAUUUGUAUUGCCUUUUUUUUUUCCCCCCUAAUGUGUGUGUGUGUACAUGUGUCCCAAAGCGUUUCUAAUCUUUAAUUAAGUAGUGGGGACAAAAGUGGUUACCAGAUGUAUAAAUAUGUGUCUUUGACAAUUGUGCUGCCGUGUUGUUAUGGGAUAGAUUAGUGAAGAUGCACUCUGGCACCCUAUUGUCGAUUCUGAUGGUUCUGUGGUAAAAUAAAUACUGAUUUGCAGUGUGAAGCACACUGUUUCUUUAAAUCUAACUCGAACAUAAAAUCACUGGCUGCCUUUAACCCCUCAGCCCCCCAUGGCUGCCUCCUGUCUCCUUCAAAGCUUGAAGGACAAAUUGUCUGGUGCAGCAGACACCUAUAACGGUUUUUAUGACUGUUAUGCAGCUUCCCCUUUAGACCUCAUCAUCAUGCUCUGUGAGCAGCUGGAGAAGCCAUGACUAACAGAAGCACAAGCAGCCCUAGCAAUCAAAAGUAUCCCUUUGUGUCUGGCAUGACCACUUAGCUACUGGGCCAUCUGGCUUCAGAUGUUCUUGAGCAGCAUUUUGUGCUUCUCUUCCCACAGCAGUCCUCUGCUGAUACUGCUUUUAAUAUAAAUGUAAUCAGUGAGCAUGAGAAUAGCAGACAUAAGUCCGUCCACAACACUGGUUUGCUCCUUUCCUGUUACAUAUGUACAUACAUACAUUUCUGCUACUUACUGCUGGACAGUUGCAGCAUGCAAAAUUAGGAAUUAGGUACAACUAUAUGUGUAGUUGUAUGAGUAUUAUGGCACAUCUUGGCUUCAGUGGAUUUAAAAGCUAUUAUCUAGAUUACAGACUUGUAAUUAAAUCAUAUUUGCCAGCUUAGCAGUAGGUAAAAUAUAUGAAUGUUCCAAAGUAGUUUAGGGUUUUAAAUUCUAUAGAUAGAGUGAUUAGAUACUUAGGGUGCCACUUAUCAUUAAAAGCCAACACAUGAGCCACUGUGUAAGUGGGAUGAACCCGUGGGACUGCCAUGGGCUUCCACGGCUUGGUUCUGGUUUGGUGUGAAAGAGCAAUGGCAAAGCGAUAAGCUGAGUAUUUACUUCCAAAUCAAAAAGCAAAGCUGGUGAAUACUGUAAGACAAAUACUUUUUUUUUUUUUCUAUAUAUAUUAAACAGGCAGGCAGAGAAGCUAAAUGUGGAUAAUUCAACUUCAGGGUUGCAAAAUCAAGCACUCAAACUUCUAGAAAUUCAGGUUGCUCUUAAAAUGUUACAGCUCUCCCGAAUUGCAUGUAUUGACUGUGAUUCAUUACUUUAUUGCUUCCAAGUUUCCCAUGACAUGAAAGUGCCAUUAUUUUAAACUGGAGUAAAAGCAGUGAUGAUGAAUCAGUCCCAUUGUAUGUAAUAUCUUACUUCCUCUUUUAAAAUUCUUUGUUAAAUUUGCAAAUUAAUAUAUCAUUGUCUAUUUAUUAAUGUAUCCCAUAACCUAUAGGAUUUGAUAUCAGUUUUACUGUAUACAGUAACUUAUAAGCUGUACAAUAUACCCUGUUUACUGUUGUGGGGACAGUUUUAUUUUGUUGUUGUUUUAUACAAGUGUAUGCAUAUAAAUAAUAUACAAGUAUGAACACUAUAAAUAUAAACCAGAUGUAGAUCAGAUCUUGCCCCUGCCUUAUUUUCAGGUUAUAGUAGUAUUGUCACUAAUGAUUAUUUAUAGUGCUAAUUAAAUUUAAAAUAAUGUAGAAUUUAGUCAGUGAUCAUGGACUGUAUGAAAAUUGUUUCUGCCUUGAUUAAGAAGAAAUGGACUUCUCAAAAUUUUACUGUGAAUCAUUCUCCCCAGUUUUUCUUAGCUUCAGUGUAUCACGUGGCUGUAUACGGAACCAGUAAAAAUAAAAGGACUGUCAUUCUGCAAAAACUGCUAAAA